Molecule: messenger RNA, 996 nt
Organism: Rotaria sordida
Lineage: Eukaryota; Metazoa; Rotifera; Eurotatoria; Philodinida; Philodinidae
Source: the annotation of a GenBank genome assembly
AUGGGCAAUUCAAGAAGCAAUUACGAACGACAUGAAGAUGAUGAACAACAACAACGAAUUAUUAUUGGAAAAGAAUUUCGUCUUGUUCUUGGACAACUUAAUUUAUCAUCAGAUUUAAUAAAAAGAAAAAAAACUUUUUCAAAUAAUAAACAACAAUAUCCUCGAAAAGUUUCUUUAUCAUCAUCAAACUCAACAAUAACAUCAUCAUCAUCUUUCGAUUCUCAUCAUUCAUCUGUUUAUGUUAUUCAACUUGAUAUACCUACAUCUCCAUGCGAUUCAAAUGAACUCGAUACUCAUGCUUUUAUUCAAUAUUUAUUUCAUCAAGAUACUUAUGGUAAAGAACUUACACAUAUAUUUAAAAUUCCAAUGCCUAUUACUAUGAAUAAUAAUCAAAAAUUUCAAUUAAAAACAUUACCAACACUUAAAAUAGCUGCAGUUUAUUAUGAUCAACCAUCAACAACUAAUGAAUUAAAUAUUGAAACAAUUUCUUUACUCUCUGAAAAUGACCUUGAACAAAAAUUUCAAGAAUUUAAUGAAAAAAAUAUCUUAUCUAUUUAUACAUCAAAAUCAAAAAUCUAUAUAAUUUAUACAAAAAAACCAAUAAUACAUAAUAAAUAUAAAUUAAUUCGUUCAACAACUAUGACAAAAACCAUACUUGAAAAUUUUGAAUGGCUUCAUCCAUUUAUCAACUAUUCAAAUUUAGGUUAUCGUUUAUGUGGAAUGAUUCCUAUUAUUAAUUCUCCAUUAGCUACCUCAUUUACUAUUUAUUGGUUAUUCGAACAAAUCGAAACAAAUGAAACGAUUCAAUAUGAUUAUAGUAUAAUUGAAUAUCAAUUAAAAUCUUUCUCAUUUAAUAAUUGGACAUCAUUACUUAAUUUAAUGUCAAAACAAGAAUGGAAAUUAGUAGCAACAUUCGAUUAUAAUCAAAAGAAAAAACAUGGAGAACAAAUAUAUUUUCUACUUUUUUUUCAAAGAAUAAAAAAUUAUCGGGAUUAG